CCGUAAGAGUGUGGAAAUUACCUGUCGUGCUGGCUCCACAAACGGGAGGGUUGGAUUGAUCUUUGGAGGCUCAUCUUCACCCUCAGCAGAGAUGUUAACACGGUUGUGUUGGAAAGAAGCAAGAACAGUCUUCUAUAACUGCACACAGCAAAGUUCAGGUUGGUCAGUGUUGCCCAGUUGGAGGAACAUGUCUUUAACUGCAGUGAGAUGUCCCACAGUCCCACUUUCUAAUGGUCUGCACAUUCCAAUUCUGGGAUUAGGCACAUCCCACAGAGGCGGAUACUGUCACGAUGCUGUUGUGUAUGCACUCACUCACUGUGGCGUGCGUCACAUUGACACAGCACAGCAUUACGGCUGUGAGGAGAAACUUGGCAAAGCUAUCAAAGAAAGUGGAUUACCAAGAAGUGAUCUGUGGAUCACCAAUAAAUUGUGGCCUGGGGACUACGGAUACAAAGCUGCAAAAAAGGCCUGCCUUGACUCCUGCUCUGAGAUGGGGGUUGAAUAUUUUGAUCUCUACCUGAUGCACUGGCCAGACCCACAGAGACCUGGUUGUUCCAACAGGGAGAUAAGAGCUGAGACCUGGAGAGCUUUAGAGGAACUGUACAAAGAAGGGGUAUGCCGUGCUAUCGGGGUGAGCAACUUUGUGAUCCGCCACCUGGAACAGUUGAAGGAAGACUGUAGUGUGGUGCCACAUGUUAACCAGGUGGAGUACCAUCCUUUCCAGCAGCCUAAACAGCUGAUAGAUUACUGUCACCAGGAGGGGAUUGUGUUUGAAGGGUUCAGUCCUCUGGCCAAGGGUCAAGUCAUAAGCAACCCCAUAGUUUGCCAGAUAGCAGAAAAGCACCAACGGACACCUGCUCAGAUCUGCAUCCGCUGGAGUAUUCAGAAUGGAGUUGUCACAAUCCCUAAAUCCACCAAAAAGACCAGGGUACAAGAAAACUGUGAAGUGUUUGGGUUCCAGCUGGAGGACGAUGACAUGACUGCUUUAGCAAGUUUGCAUGAUGGAAGACAUGUUUCUUGGGAUCCAACAAAUGUGGAGUAACAGUAUGUGGGAACAUGAGGAGACUCCAUGAUGUGAAGUUUAUUCAUCUCAGCAACCUCCUAUGAAAAGUAUAAAUCUACGUGUAGACUCUCUCCUUCGCUUCCUCUGGCCCAUGUUUAGUGUGGUACAUACCAUGUCACCAAACAGCACAGUGACUACUGUAACCCUAUAAAUAGGACGACUGACUCUACAUUACAAGUUUGUAGACAUCUGUGAUGCUAAUUAGAGGACACACCUUGAUUGAACAUGUCCCUAUGGUCUCAUUAUUUUCAGUCUUUUCUGGAGGUACCAUCAUUUUUGUCCAGGCCUGUUUCACAAGUUUAUUUUUUUAAAUAAUUCUGUUGAACCACAGUUCAAAAGCAAUGUCUGAUUUUCAUUGGUUAAUUUUCAUAGAAUUUUUAUUUAUUAUUACUUUUGUCAGAUUCAAAUUAUUUCUGUGACCAUUGUGGGUUUUUCAAUCAUUAACCGAGAGGUACCAACAAUUUUGUCCAUGUGUGUACAAGCAACUUUGUACUAUUAUCUACUACUAUAUGUACUAUUAUGGCUACAGCUGUGUUACAUUAUGUGAGUCACUUUAAAGAGGGUGAAUACUUAAGCACUUAUUAUACAAAUCUGUUUUCACUUUGACACAAAAGACUUUUUUGAAAAUUAGUGAAAUUGCCCAUGAUUCAGUUUUGAAAUGCUGCUUUAUAGGCUCUGUAAAGCAGACUGGAUAUGGCAAACAUAAGUAACAGAUGAUAGUAGUGAAUCAAAAUCUCAAUAAAUAUUUGCCUUUGCAAAAA
This is a messenger RNA of Amphiprion ocellaris (clown anemonefish), 1824 nucleotides long. RefSeq lists its product as uncharacterized. Gene Ontology annotation, molecular function: oxidoreductase activity. NCBI's taxonomy places the organism in Eukaryota, Metazoa, Chordata, Actinopteri, Pomacentridae. The transcript has 10 exons. The coding region runs from base 92 to 1042 and encodes 316 amino acids. The record is from RefSeq and is a predicted model, not a curated record.